AUGGGAAUUUUGGAAUGCUGGAUCGAGCAUAUCCGAUCCGGAUUCUCACCAAAGGCAAUUUCCGCUCUUGUCCUUGUCGCUAUUCUUGCUGCAUGGUCUGGCAAAAUUUUAUUCCUUCGUUUCUUUCACCCAGUCGCUAGAUUUCCUGGUCCUUUGGCAGCUUCAAGGUCUCCGCAAUGGUUAUAUGAUGUGUUGUGUACAGGACACUCGGAGGAGAUAUUCGAAGAAUUACACAAAGAGUACAAUACAAAGGCCCUCCGCAUCGCUCCCAACGAACUACAUAUCUCAGAUGUCGACCUAUAUAAAACAAUCUACAUGAAGCCAGCAACAUUCCUGAAGGACCAAGUCUUCUUUGAUGGCUUCCAGACACCUCACUCUUUUGGUGCCGAAUGUGACUGGGAAAUACACAAAGCUCACCGUCGAAUGGCAAACACCUUCUGGUCACGGCGCACUUUGCUGAAUAUCGAGCCGUUAUUACACGAGAAGACAAAUACUCUAAUCAAAAAAAUGCGAGAGAUGACUGAAAAGAAUCCUUCGAUCAAUAUUGUCAAGGCGAUCAGAUGUCUCUUCCUUGAUACUACAAUGGUCUACCUGCUCUCAUUGCCAUGGAAUACAUUGGAAGAAAAGCCUGACUCCUUCAAUGCACACACCAUUGAGUGUGCUGAUGGGAUGGAUGGAAAUAUUUGGGCUAGAAUGUAUACCCCUACUUCCAAACACAUAAAAGAGUUGAUUUUUGGCAAACCCGCGGAUGAGAGCUUUGAGGAAUUUGAUCGUGUUGUCAAGGAGGCACUGGACAAAUUUCAAGAAACAGGCAAUGUUUCAUCUCACCCUGUGCUUUUUGAAAAUCUGACAUCGACAUCUGUGCACCAACAACACAUGGAUUUGAUUGAUGGGAUUUUCGGUGGCUAUCAUCCGUUCACCACCUCUGUGACGGCCUGUGUCAAAGAAGUGUUCAGACUUUCAACCCCUAUUGCGGGUCGACUACCUCGAGUUGUACCUGAUACACCUUCCGACCCCUUGAUUGUCGAUGGAAAAAUUGUACCACCAGGGACCAUUGUGUCCGUGACCGCGUACUCUGUGAAUCUGAACGAAGAGAUUUGGGGACCAGAUGCAAAAGCCUUCAAUCCCGAUCGCUGGCUGAAGGAUGCGGAGCAGAUAUUGGAUCUUGAUCAGUAUCUUGUCACCUUUGGGAAAGGGCCUCGGAUGUGUCCUGCUCAAGGUAUGGUCUACGCACACCUAACCAUUGCGCUGGCAUAUCUUGUCAAAAGCUUCAAAAUCUCUUUUCCUCUGGAGUUCAAGGCUCCAGAUCUACAAAGUUUCUUCAUGACGAUGUAUCCGCAGGAGGGCAUGUCUCUUCAUUUUGAAGCGAUUAAACCUUGA
Molecule: messenger RNA, 1380 nt
Organism: Penicillium malachiteum
Lineage: Eukaryota; Fungi; Ascomycota; Eurotiomycetes; Eurotiales; Aspergillaceae
Product: cytochrome P450
Exons: 7
Coding region: 1-1380 (459 amino acids)
Molecular function (GO): iron ion binding; oxidoreductase activity, acting on paired donors, with incorporation or reduction of molecular oxygen; monooxygenase activity
Source: RefSeq, a predicted model, not a curated record